UGACAGGUAGACAGAGUAAAAAUUAAAACUACUAUGCUUAUCUCUAUAAUACUUUCUCAAUUUUUAAAUCAAUUGACAGUCAAUACUACAUGACACAUCUUGCAAUUCACCCAAUUACAACUAUAAACAUAAUUUAAGCUAUUUUGAAAGGUGUGAUUAAGUAGUUGGAGUAUGAUUUUCAUACCAGAAAAUUAUAAAUUUAAUUUUUGCUAAUAUUCUUUUAUUCAAGCCUGUCACACAAAGUUACGAGCUAUAAUACAUGAGUAGAGUUUAUCGAAUGCAUAUCUUCGUGUAAUAAAAGUGGGUUUCACUCGUCACAAACAAAAAGUUCAGUUUAGUUAGGUGAAGGGUCACAUCAUUGUACAAUAGGCCGGUGACUCGUCACAUGCCACUUUUUUAUUGGAUGAAUUAGUUUAGACUGUAAUAACAAGUCAUAUUACUAUAUAUGGAAUGCCUAACCGGAUGAAUUUUAGAAAGAAACGAGUUUUAGAAGCGCAUCAACUAGGCAGAGCUGAAGAGAGAUAUGGAGAAGAUAGCGCACAAGACGGUGGGCGUGAAUGGCAUAAAUAUGCACAUUGCAGAAUUGGGGGAGGGCCCUUUGGUCCUCUUAAUCCACGGCUUCCCUGAGCUCUGGUACUCGUGGCGCCACCAGAUCCUCUUUCUCGCCGCCCAAGGCUACCGGGCCGUGGCCCCGGACCUUCACGAGUUCGGGGACACCACCGGGGCACCCAACGAUGACCCUUCAAAGUUCACCGUGUUUCACAUCGUGGGUGACCUCAUAGAGCUUCUCCGGUCCAUCGCUCCUGAGGAGGAGAAAGUGUUUGUUAUGGGUCAUGACUGGGGUGCACUCAUAGCUUGGCAUUUGUGCAUGUUUAGGCCGGAUAAAGUGAAGGCUUUGGUCAACCUCAGUGUUCAUUUUCUCCCUAGGCAUCCUCAUCUCAACCAUGUUCAAAGCUUUAGGACCAUCUAUGGAAAUGAUUUCUACAUCUCCAGAUUCCAGGAAGCAGGGGAGGUUGAAGCAGAGUUUGCGGCAGUAAGUGGUAUAGAUUGGGAGCUGACUGCACCUUGGUCUGGAGCCAAAGUCAUGGUGCCAACCAAAUUUAUAGUUGGAGAGCAAGACUUAAUUUAUCAUCUUCUAGGUGCAAAAGAAUACAUACACAAUGGAGGGUUCAAGAAUGAUGUUCCACUGCUGGUAGAUGUGGUGGUACUUGAAGGCGUGGCUCAUUUCCUCAACCAAGAAGCACCUGAAGAGGUUAACAACCACAUCUACAACUUCAUAAAGAAGUUCUAGACUAUCUUGUAAGGUGUAUUUUUACAAUAAACAAAUAAUAAUCUUAAUAGCUAGCGAAGUUAAGUGUGGGACUUCUUAACAAU
This is a messenger RNA of Ipomoea triloba (trilobed morning glory), 1374 nucleotides long. Its product is annotated as epoxide hydrolase A-like. The record is from RefSeq and is a predicted model, not a curated record. The coding region runs from base 524 to 1291 and encodes 255 amino acids. NCBI's taxonomy places the organism in Eukaryota, Viridiplantae, Streptophyta, Magnoliopsida, Solanales, Convolvulaceae. Gene Ontology annotation, molecular function: hydrolase activity. The transcript has 4 exons.